This is a messenger RNA of Zasmidium cellare ATCC 36951, 894 nucleotides long. RefSeq lists its product as uncharacterized. Gene Ontology annotation, biological process: glutamate metabolic process. NCBI's taxonomy places the organism in Eukaryota, Fungi, Ascomycota, Dothideomycetes, Mycosphaerellales, Mycosphaerellaceae. The record is from RefSeq and is a predicted model, not a curated record. The transcript has a single exon. Bases 1 to 894 code for a protein of 297 amino acids. Gene Ontology annotation, molecular function: D-glutamate cyclase activity.
AUGGCACCCGCACGAACAAUCGAAAUCCCCCAAACAGGUCUCGAGUCCCGCUUGGCAGCCCGCAAUCUCACCUGGGACAGACCAACAUGCGGAAUGGCACCAGGCUACCUCCAAGCCAACCUGAUCGUUCUACCAUCCAAAGCCGCCAAAGAUUUCGAGAUCCUCUGCGCUCGAAAUCCCGUCCCGUGCCCACUUCUGGCCAAAUCAGCUUCUCCUGGCGAUUUCAACAGCUUCGUCUCUUGCGCAUCGGCAGUCUCCAACGAAAAGAUCGCUGCUGGAAUUGAUAUCAGGACAGACGCACCGCGGUAUAACAUUUAUCGAGAUGGAGUGCUGGUAGAGGAGAGCAUCGCCAGCGUUGAGAAACAUUGGCAAUCCGAUCACGUUGCGCUCUUGAUCGGCUGCUCGUACAGCUUUGAGAAUGCUCUGGCUGCUGCUGGCCUGACGCCUCCCCAUGUGUUGCACGAGAGGAAUGUCACUAUGUACACGACGAACAUUCCGCUUUGUGCUGCUGGUGGCUUUGUUGGUGGCAAGUACGUGGUCUCGAUGAGGAUGUACAGAGCUAGUGAAGUCGAGAGGGUUAGGGAUAUUACUCGUCCAUAUGUCACUACGCAUGGUGAGCCGAUUGCAUGGGGCUGGGAUGGAAUGAGAGAUAUUGGGAUUCACGAUCUUGGCGCUUUCGACUGGGGCGACGCGCCGGUGUUGGCUGAUGGGAAGCCUGUCAUACAGAGUGAGGAAGAGAGCAAAGACGGUGGCUAUGUCCCUGUCUUCUGGGGCUGUGGUGUUACUCCCCAGGAAGCAGUCAUGAAAGCGAAGACUCCUGGUAUCGUCAUUGGCCAUGCACCUGGACAUAUGGUGGUGUUAGAUGUGAAGGAAGAAGAUGUGCUGCGGAAAUAG